This is a messenger RNA of Apus apus (common swift), 1169 nucleotides long. RefSeq names its product fibroblast growth factor 12 (gene FGF12). The transcript has 5 exons. Gene Ontology annotation, cellular component: cytoplasm. The record is from RefSeq and is a predicted model, not a curated record. Gene Ontology annotation, biological process: positive regulation of protein phosphorylation; positive regulation of cell population proliferation; animal organ morphogenesis. Gene Ontology annotation, molecular function: growth factor activity; fibroblast growth factor receptor binding. Bases 42 to 773 code for a protein of 243 amino acids. NCBI's taxonomy places the organism in Eukaryota, Metazoa, Chordata, Aves, Apodiformes, Apodidae.
CCGGAGCGGCGCGGAGCGGAGCGGGGGGCCCAUGAGCGGCGAUGGCAGCGGCUAUCGCCAGCUCGUUGAUCCGGCAGAAGCGGCAGGCGAGGGAGUCCAACAGCGACCGGGUGUCCGCCUCCAAGCGCCGCUCCAGCCCCAGCAAGGACGGACGCUCCCUCUGCGAGAGGCACGUUCUGGGGGUCUUCAGCAAAGUGCGCUUCUGCAGCGGCAGGAAAAGGCCGGUGAGGAGGAGACCGGAACCCCAGCUGAAAGGAAUUGUGACAAGGUUAUUCAGCCAGCAGGAAUACUUCCUGCAGAUGCACCCAGAUGGUACAAUUGAUGGGACCAAGGACGAAAACAGUGACUACACCCUUUUCAAUUUAAUUCCUGUGGGUCUUCGUGUGGUGGCAAUCCAAGGGGUGAAGGCAGGUCUGUACGUUGCCAUGAACGCUGAGGGAUAUCUCUACAGCUCAGAUGUUUUCACACCAGAGUGCAAAUUUAAGGAAUCUGUCUUUGAAAACUACUACGUUAUUUAUUCUUCCACGCUGUACCGGCAGCAGGAAUCCGGCCGAGCGUGGUUCCUGGGACUCAAUAAAGAAGGUCAAAUCAUGAAGGGAAACCGAGUGAAAAAAACCAAACCCUCAUCACAUUUUGUACCCAAACCUAUUGAAGUGUGCAUGUACAGAGAGCCAUCGCUGCAUGAAAUUGGAGAAAAACAAGGACGCUCAAGAAAAAGUUCAGGGACACCAACCAUGAAUGGAGGCAAAGUUGUUAACCAAGACUCGACAUAGCUGACAAAUACCCUCCCUUCUUCUAACUCCUCCCCUCCCACCCACCUAUCCACCCCACCUGGCGAAACCACACUGAGACGACAACAACUGAGCAAGGCAGGACCUGCUGGUAGUGGCUAGGAGUCUGAACUCCAGAAUCUUUCUCUGUGUAGGAUGAGGAAAUGGAACCCCAGAUCCUGCCUGUUGCAACGUUUUAAAACAACAACAACAAAAGUGAAGAAAAAAUGUUUUAAAUCAGGACUCCAUUAACAUUUUCAAAAGCAAACUGUUUGCUCUGUGAUCAAAGGGGGAAAAGAAAUCUCAUCUCUGCAUAAUAAUAAUAACAACAACAACAACUAAUAAAUAUAAUAAUAAUAAAGAUGUUACCUUUAAAAAUAAAACAAAGCUUUUGGAAAA